Molecule: messenger RNA, 1518 nt
Organism: Symbiodinium natans
Lineage: Eukaryota; Dinophyceae; Suessiales; Symbiodiniaceae
Source: the annotation of a GenBank genome assembly
AUGCAGCAGCAGGCCGGCUAUGCUUGCGAGCCUGGAACCACGGAAACUGCAACUUCGCAGAGCGACCGGCCAGUGCCGAAAUCUCUGCAUCGGUACCGGCUCACUCCAGGCGACUUGCUCACGGGCGCUGCGCAAGCCGCAACAGCCAUCCCCCACGGCAGCGAGGAUACGGCCUCGAAUCUGAUCUGGGACGUGCAGACCACCGAGGAUGCGGCGGCACUGUUGGCGGGCUGUCCACUAGACAUGGUGAUUGCCUGCAGCUUUCAGAGAGCGUAUGCCCCCCACAUGCAAGCGCAGCAGGAGGCCCUUCGAAGACUGGCUGAGGCGCAACCAGCUGGCAUGGCCUUUGCUUCUGUGGACCUUGCCGCCUCCCCGGCUGUUGCCGACUGGGCAGGUGUGCGUGAGCCCGAAGUUCGGCUUCUUCAGCCGGAUGGCUCCACGCUUGCGCGACUGUCUCCGCAGGAGGUGAAGGGUGGUGCUUUGCACAAGCUUGCGCUUGACAAGGCCAAGAGCUUGGCCAAGCUGGCCGAACAGAAGCUCGACUCCUUGUCAGGGCGCUUCCCUAAAGCGCUGCACUCUGAGCUUGACAUCUGCCUUCCCCGGGACAGUCCGGAGAAGAUGCGGCAAAUUGCAUUGGACAUUGUUCAAAAGAUCUACGGCAGCGAAAGUGGGGAAGCCGAGAUGGUGGAGUCCUUGUGCCGGAGCUGCCAACAAGGCUCCGUGCCCCGGCCGCGCCUCAUUGCCGGCCUGGCCAAGAUCAUCCGCGCAGCGACGUCGGAGUCCAGCGUGGCGUUUCUGGACUUGGCCCGGCGCUUGGCGGGGCUGAAGCUCUGUGGGGGUGCAGAGCCAGGGGCCCAGGAGGCUUUGGAGCUGCUUUUGGACUCGAGCCUUUGCAAAGUCGACGCAGUCUCUGGGAGCCCAUGGAGCCCGCGGAGCCCGCCUUGCCUGAUGCUAGCGCUGCAGCUCGUGGCCAACUGUUUCCACCAAACGUCCUUGGCGGAGGCACUGCUUCCUGUGGUUGCACAGCUGGUGCAGGCACCCGUCUGGCCUCUCUUGUGGUCCGAUGUAUCCGUCUCGGAAGUCUCGGAAGUCCCGAAGAGCCUUGACAAGGCACGGGAUGCUGCCGCCACCAUGCUCUUGAAUGCAUCUGUCGUCCUGAGAGAGGCACGGCUACGAGCUCCACAUGCCCCGUUGCUAGAGAAGUCGGUACUUGCACUGAAGCGAUGCCCAAGCGAUCAGCGGCUGAACUGGGCAGUUGCUAACCUGCUGGCAAUGGGCGGGGGUGUGGACGAGGCCAAGUCGGUUCUGCAGGCGCAGCCUAUGACGCCGCUGCGGCUGCUCGCUGCAGCCAUCUUCAACGACCAGCUGAGUGGUCCAGACAGUGUGGCAUUCCCAGCAGCAUGGCAUCCUCCUACGGGCUCCAGUGGUGACGGCAGUGACGGCCCCGGCCCUGCGAAUGACAGAAGGCGGCCUGGCCCCGUACCAGCUCGGUACCGUGGGCGACGUGGCGGCGGCUGA